CAGAAAUUGAACGGAUUUUCCGUACUUGAAAAACAAAUGCAAAAAACGAGGGGCUUAACAGGGCAAAGGAAAUUGCAACAAGCGGAACUUGGUGGCCGGUUUGCCGAUGUUACCGGGUUUGUGCCGAACGGAUGGGCUUGGGCAAGGCGUAAGGGUUUUUAGGAAUUCUGUUCUACCGCAUACGAAAACUGGGUAAAGUUGUGGGGUUUUUCCCAUUUUCCACGCUUUAGCAAACGGACCGCCCUGUCACACGGGCGGCACAGAACUCUGUGUGGCCAUAUUUGUUAUGCUAAUCUCGUUUAAUUGAAUGCACAGCCCGGUACGCCCCGACAGGUUUUUGGUUUCGGCCACGCUAGCGCGGACGUAUCCGGGGCUUCCGAUGCUUUUCCAUUUUGACAAAAUUAAUUUUAUCCGAUUGCUGUGUGUGGGUGUGUAGUGGAGGAAAAAAUAUGUAUUUUGCUAGUGUUUCCGUGGCAGAUUGGUUUUUAAAAAGCGGAAGUAGGGAAAAGUGAUUUUCUGUGAACAUGGCGAAUUUGAAAUGCACUAGAAGUGAAAAGUUACCGAAUUGAAAAAAAAAUGCACCAGUGAGCAAUUUUUGUAACUAAAAGCGCACAAAGAAGAGUUUUACAGUGAUAGUGAGCAAAUAAAAAAAAACAACCAAACGAAAAAAGCAAAACAAAAAAAAGAAGGAAAAGAUCAAACGAAGAAAGUUGCUCGCGUGAAGUGAUGCGCAUCGGUUGUGCUUUAACGAGCGUGUGUGUGUGGGGCGCGAUAUGUUGUUUCUUGUUUUACGACUGGUGAUGCUCAUCCCCUAAACGACCCAUCUGCACAGCGCGAGAUAAGCAGCGCGUCCGCCGCGGUGACCCUGCGAAGUGGUCAGGGAGGCAAAAAACACUCCUUCUUUCGUUCUCUCUUUCUCUCUGCUUCAACCAUCGUCUAAUGACGAUGACACAUUAUUCAUCGGCAGCAUCCACCAGCGGGCAACAGCAACAAACGGUUGCCUUUUAGUAGGCCGUGCCCGUUGCCGGAUGGAAAUUAAACGUUUCCAUGUGAUAGCAGGGAACACUCGACUCGCAUGGUUGUGUGUGUUACGUUCUUCCGGCUCGGUGUCGAAGAAAGAGAGUCAAAGCGAGCGAUUAAACCCAUCGGCAAAGACACAGUGAGAUUCUGUUUGAAGUGCAAAAGUCUUAAGGCUUAAGCUGUGAUCUGAAGAGAAGGAUCUGUUUUAAAGGACGUGUAACUUUUCGAUUACCUCGGCGAGCUCGAUGCGAAGCGGUGAAAGGUGCAAAACAAAUAAGUGGAAGCCGGUGGAGGUGGUGGUUUAGUAAUAAUAAAAAAUAAAAUAAAAUAAAAAAAAACUCCAAGCAAUAAGCAACUCGAAGCAGUUCGCUGCACAAAAGUGUCCGGUGGUGAAGAGAGAGAGAGAGAGAAAAAGAGCCCGCGAGGAAAACUUUGACAACGCGAGUGUAAAUUUCGGUGAAUAAUGAGUGCGCAACCGGCGGCACUAAAUGCUUCUAAGCAGUGCCACCACGUUCGGUAAUAAAUAAAUUACGCUGCUGCUGCUGCUGCAGGCUGUAAACUGGUAGUCGACGAAAACCCAUACUGCCCCCAAUAAGAACGGCACGACGGAACCUCCGCGUGGGGAGGCGAAGCAAUCGAUGCGCGUGAUCAAGGUUAGCUACCAUCUCUUUUUGGACAGCUAUGCUCAGAAUUACACAAUGUGCAUCAAACGAACGUAAGUGCCGACACCUUCGAAGCAUGACUACAACCUAAAAACCACCGUGAAGAAGGAAAACUAACUCACACUACAACAAAACAAGGCGUACGAUCGUCAAACUCGUCAUCUCUCUGGAGGCAGAGAAAGAGCGAGAUUUGAGGCGAUAUAAGAAAACGCAACCACCCUCAAGAGAUGAUGGCGGACUUAAGUGGCUUUGUGGCUAAUUCCCACCACCUUGAGCGGACAAUCCACCACGUCACGCUGGUGCUGCUCCUGUCACUCACCCUCCUGCCCACCGCGAGCAGCUUCUGUCCGUCGCUGUGUACCUGCGAGAGCGAUCGCAAUCUGCGCACGUCCUGCAUUAACGCGUCGCUCGAGGUGGUACCGAUCCAGCUCAACCCGGACGUGCGGUACCUCAACCUGACCGCCAACCAGAUCACCAACGUACACUUCACGCUCGCCUUCUACUAUCAGCUCGAGUCGCUCGACCUCUCGCACAAUCGGAUCGACACGCUCGGCUCGAAAAACUUCGAAUCGCAGGAAAAGCUGCUCGCGCUCAACCUCACCCACAACGUGCUGCCGGCGCUGCUGAAGGACAGCUUCCGGGGGUUGCGCCGGCUCGAGCUGCUCCGGCUCGGCGACAACCAGCUGGAGCAGGUCCAUCCGACCGCGUUCCAGUCGCUGGUGUCGCUGCGCCGGCUCGAGCUGCCCAGCAACCGGCUGGUAAGCUUCGAGGAGGGUGUGCUGAGGCCGCUGGUUUCGCUCGAAACGCUACUGCUGGCCAACAACCAGCUGCUGGAGGUACCGUACGGUGGCAAUCUGGAGUACCUGCGGUCGUUGCGCCAUCUCGACCUGUCCGGCAAUCUGAUCGAGUUCGUCGCGAACGACAGCUUCGGCACGCUGCACCAGCUGCACACGCUCCGGCUGGCCGGCAACGUGCUGAUGGAGCUGGACUGGAGCGGUUUCAGCGGUUUGAGCGCGCUCCAGCUGCUCGACCUGGCCGACAACAAUCUAACGACCAUCCCGACGGUGCAGCUGGCGAAGCUGUACAACCUGACCACGCUGACGCUGAGCGGCAACUCGUUCGUGGAGCUGCCGCCGGUUGCCUUCCAAAAUCUGUUCCAGCUGCGUGAGCUGCAUCUGGACCGGCUGGAUCGAUUGGAGCACAUCGAUACGAGAGCCUUCAUCGACAACACACACCUGCAGGUGCUGACACUCGACGACAAUCCCACCUUUUCGACCCUCCCGGUACGGCUUUUCCACGGCAACCCACACCUGAUCGACAUUUCCAUGCGACGGAACGCACUGCUCACACUGGAUGCGGUGCAGUUUCCGCUCGAUCGGCUGCAGCGACUAAAGCUGGCCGGCAAUCCGCUCGUCUGCAACUGCACCAUCCGCUGGCUGUGGCGGCUCGUCACCGGCACGCUCGACGACGACGACGGGGACGAUCCGGACGGUGUGGCUUUCCUCGGCAAAGCGCUGGCCGAUCACACCAACAUCACGACCGUGCUGCUGAUCGACAAGGACGAGAUUGGGUGCGAUCUGAACGAGGACGGGCUGGUAACGCGUCGCAUACUGCGCAACAUGUCCGAAGGCGACAUCAACUGCCCGGCCCACCUCGUAACCGUGCUGAGCGUGCUGCUCAGUCUGCUACUGCUAGCGCUCGGUGCUGGCGCAGCCAUCGUCUAUCGGCGCAAAACUCGUGAGCGCAAAAAGAUUCUCCAGGAGCGGAAGAACGUGCACGAGCGCAUCGUGCCGCAGAAGGUGGACAAGCUCGAGCUGGAGCGCUAUCUGGCGCAGCAGGUGCUCUCGAACGAUUAUCGCGAGCUGCGGCCGGCCUGCGAUCUGCCGGUACGGUACGACCUGAAGUAUCCGGACCAGACGGCCCAUCAGCUUGCGGUGGCGCCCGACGUGGAUCCCGACUCGGACCAUUACGAGAACAUAGACUACCUCCAGCAUCAGCGUGCCCUGGGCAGCUCGACCGCUUCGAACGCGACCACCCAGUCGAUCAUUACCAAUCCCUUCCACCAGCAGCCACCGAGCCAGUACCACUUUCUGGCCCAGGGGCAGCCCCCAGCGGCUUAUCAGACGCACCAGCCCCAUCACCACCACCAUCACACUCACCACCCGACUCAUCAUCAUCCGCAUCCGCACCAUCAGCAGCAGCAGCAGCAAACGGCGCCAGCACCAGCGAUGACGAUGCAGCAUCCGCACAAGUACGCCCACCAUCAGCAUCACCAGCACGCCGGGGCGGACGGUGCUGCCAACAACAGCAACACCCUGCCAGUGCCUCCCGGGCAGCGCAGCCUUAACAACUACUCGCCGAACUUCUUCAUCUACGUCCUCUACUCGCACUUCAUACUGCUGCUGCUGAUGUUAUGAUGAGGUGCAGGGCAUGGCGCUGCAGGGUGUAUGGUGCGAUAGGGCAGGCGCGUUCUCACGACGCCGCUCCACUCGUGGCUGGCUGUCAAUGAAGCAAUUCAAUCAAACUCUCGAAACAAUCGAUCGAAACCGGUGCUGAAAGGUGUGUUUGUGUACAGAAUGUGUGAAAAAGUCGAUACAAUUUUGCUUUCAUUUUCCUGUUUUGUUUGAGAUUUUCCCAAGCUGGCGUGUUGCUGCAUGUUACUCAUGCAGGCACGGCAAGGCUAGUAAGACAUAACAGCAAACUGCAAUUGUACAUUAUAUGGAAACUCCCAUGGUAACAUCCGUACUAGACUAAUGUUAACAAACCCCGUACGUAAGGUUCAGAUGACUUGUUUUAAUUUUUAUUAUUCUUCGCUGCAAAAAAAAAAUCGUUCAAAUGCGCCAUAUUAGAUUAAGAUAUUUUGUUUUUAUUAACACGCAAUUGUACUGUAGGAUGGGUAAGGAAGAAGUUAGAAAAGUCUUUUAUUAAAUGGAACUGUUGAUAUGUUGGCAGCUAAACUUGUUUCUCAUUGCAUUAUAUGAUCCGAGUUUUACUUCUUAAUUUAUCUUUACCAACUAACCUACUCUAAACUCUUGAGUCUUUACUCUUAGAGACCUUUUGUUUACUUCCAACUGUUUAUUUCGUGCUUAAUCUGCUAAGCGUUCCCCUGUGCUUCCUGUUUGGCCCUACACUAACAACUUUUUAGCAAACUUUUCUGCAAAAUUAAUACCUUUGUACAGUAGAUAGAGAUAAUUUAUAUUUUUACGAACAACAAUUACGAAACAAAAACACGAAAAUUCAUUCAAAAGGAGAAAACAGAACACACUAACCCACAAAAUGUACAUCGCGAAAGAAAAGGAAUUAAUUCGAUAAUUGAAUGAAACAAGAAAUGAGGAAAAAGAAUGUUAAAACAAUGAAAACAAAAAGCGAUAAUAUAAUAAGUGUAAACUAAACAAUGGAUAGCGCAAAAGAGAGUUCCAUUGAAGUGUAAAAAAAUCCUUCUUUAGUUGUUUCCAGCAGUAUAAAAGAAACCCCAUUAUAUAAGCCUGUUUAGCGGAACAUUUUUUUACGAAAACAAAACAUGUGAAAAUUAAAAGCAAUCAUGGAAAAAAGAUAAAGGUUAGAAAAAGAUAAAACAUUUGAUAAAAAAAGGCGCAAACUAAUUGAACAAGACAAAAAAGCGCAAGAAAUGUGUAAUACUAUUGAUAAUAUUACGAAUAUGUUAAACUGAGUUGUUAUAAGACUGAGCUAGUAGGAGAAAGGCAAAUAAUAAAAAAGCAAACAUAAAAAAGGCUACUGAAGAGAAAAUAAAUUUGACUACUGAAAAA
Anopheles merus is the source of this 5449-nucleotide messenger RNA. RefSeq names its product nyctalopin-like. Bases 1910 to 4099 code for a protein of 729 amino acids. The transcript has 8 exons. Lineage: Eukaryota; Metazoa; Arthropoda; Insecta; Diptera; Culicidae. The record is from RefSeq and is a predicted model, not a curated record. Gene Ontology annotation, molecular function: protein binding.